CGACCCGACGCGAUGACGGCCACCGCCGAACCCAAAGAAAUCAGGCUCAGUGAUUACGCCCCGUUCCCGUACGCGUACGAUGAGGUAACGCUCGAUUUCGCGCUCGAUGGUGAGUACGCCACCGUCACGGCGAUGUCGGUGAUUACGCCGAUCGAAGGACGCGACCGCACGCGAGGGCUGGUGCUGAACGGGAAGAUGCCGUUCUUUGAGCUGCUCGGCGCGCGCGUGAACGGCGAGACGUUACCCGCGGAUCGGUACUCGAUUGAGGCGGAUGGGGACGACACGCUGAUGAUAAUCAAAGACACGCCCGACGUGAGGUUUGAGUUGGAGAUCACGACGAAGUUUAAGCCGCAGGAUAACACGGAACUGAGUGGGUUGUACAAAUCGAGCGGAACGUUUUGCACGCAGUGCGAGGCUGAGGGAUUUCGGUCCAUCACGUUCUAUCCCGAUCGUCCGGACGUCAUGAGCGUGUUUACGACGAAGAUCACGGCGGAUAAGGCCAAGUAUCCGGUGUUGCUUUCGAAUGGAAAUUUGAUUGAUUCAGGCGACGCGGCGAACGGCGCGCACUUUGCGACGUGGAAAGACCCUUGGCGAAAGCCGUGCUACUUGUUCGCGCUCGUCGCGGGCGAUUUAGCGGUGGUCGAGGACACGUUCACGACCAUGAGUGGUCGCGAAGUGGCGCUCAAGAUUUACGCGCAGGCAAAGAACAUCGAUCGAUGCGAUUUCGCCAUGGCAAGCUUGAAGCGAGCGAUGAAGUGGGACGAGGAUCGCUUUGGUUUGGAGUACGAUUUGGAUCUGUUCAACAUCGUCGCCGUGGACGACUUCAACAUGGGCGCGAUGGAAAACAAGUCUUUGAACAUUUUUAAUUCUCGCUUGGUGUUGGCGUCGGAAGAGAGCGCGACAGAUGCGACGUUUGAGCGCAUCGAAGGAGUCAUUGGUCACGAAUAUUUUCACAACUACACGGGCAACCGCGUCACCUGCCGCGACUGGUUUCAACUGUCGCUCAAGGAAGGUCUGACUGUGUUCCGAGACCAUGAGUUUACGUCCGAUUUGCACUCUCGCGCGGUCAAGCGUAUCGCAGACGUGAGAUACUUGCGUGCGGCGCAGUUUGCGGAGGAUGCGUCGCCGCUCGCGCAUCCAGUUCGACCCGAGGCGUAUCAAAAAAUUGACAACUUCUACACCCUCACUGUAUACGAGAAGGGUUCGGAGCUCAUUAGAAUGUACUCGACGCUCUUGGGCAAGGACGGGUUUCGCAAGGGCAUGGACUUGUACUUUCAGCGUCACGACGGUCAAGCGGUGACGACGGAGGACUUUUUCCAAGCCAUGUCGGACGCAAACUCGACGAACAUUGAAAAGCUCAAGCGUUGGUACUCUCAAGCGGGCACGCCGGCGCUCAACGCCGAAGGCACGUACGACGCCGUCACGAAAACGUACGCGUUGACUUUAACGCAAACGUUACCACAGACGAAUGAUGUGAAGGGCGCGGCGGAUAAGAAACUACCGCAGCUCAUUCCCGUCGCUGUCGGUUUGCUCGGCGAAGAUGGCAAAGAUAUGGUGCUUGAUGGCGAUAUCAAGUGUGAAGGCGACGCCGAGGCGACUUUGGACGAAACGAAGACGACGGCGGUGUGUCGGUUGACUGAGUUCAAACAGACGUUUACCUUCACCAACAUAACGUCCAAGCCAGUGCCGAGCGUUUUGCGCGGGUUCUCUGCGCCAGUCAAGCUCACGAUGACUCCAGAACUCACCACGGAUGAGUUGUUGUUCUUGCUCGCCAACGAUAGCGAUGAAUUCAACCGAUGGGAAGCGGCGCAGAAGAUUGCGACGAGUAUUUUGAUUCGCUUGUGCAAAAAGCACAACGAUGACAAAGCGCUCAAAAUUGAAGAUGUGGAUGUUACUUCGGAUCCGUCAUGGGCGAUAUACUCCGCGGCUUGCUGUCUGAUCGUGAAGGACGCGACCGCCAAUCGCCUCGAUCGUGCGUGGGUCGAGGAAGCACUGAAUUUUCCUGGACCUAGCCAGUUGAUUCAAGAUCUCGCCCCUGGUGUGAAUCCGGUGAAUACGUAUAGGGUGUGCAAGGCAUUUGCUCGCGCGUUUGCCAAGGAAUCUCGCGUCGAGCUCGAGGCGGCGUUGGCGACUUGCGAUGCCGAAGCCGCCGGUUUGGCGUACGACGUGGACGGACCGCAGGUCUCGCGACGUGCCUUGCGUGGAUACGCGAUUCGUAUGUUGGGCUCUAUCGGUGGUGAUGACGUGUCUAGCUCCAUCGCAAGCGCGUACUCGAGCGCGAAGAACAUGACAGAUACCGUCUCCGCGCUCACUGGUCUGUGCGGACACGACGAUUCUUCCGCCGCGAAGAAGAAGGCGUUUGAUGACUUUUUGAACAAGUGGAAGGAUGACAACAACGUCAGUUGCACUUGGCUUCGCAUGGUUGCUUCUGAUGCCGGUAAAGGAGGCGCCAACGCCAUCGACGAAAUGAAGCGACUCAUGGCGAGUGACGUAUACGACGCGAAGAAUCCGAACAAAUUUUACUCCCUCAUUGGCGGCUUCGCCGGCGGCAACAUCGAAGGUUUCCACGCCGCCGACGGCAGCGGAUACGAAUUCGUCGCCGAUGUUUUGCUGCAAACCGACGCCAUUAACCCGCAGGCAUCUUCGAGAAUGGCUUCACCAUUCACGAAGUGGCGGUUGUACGACGAAAAUCGCCAAAACCUGAUGAAGGCGCAACUCGAACGAUUGCUUGCGCAAAAGUUGUCGCCGAAUCUCUUUGAAAUCAUCUCGAAGGCGAUUAAGGGCUGAACGAAACGACUUUAAUUAAACGAUG
Molecule: messenger RNA, 2812 nt
Organism: Ostreococcus lucimarinus CCE9901
Lineage: Eukaryota; Viridiplantae; Chlorophyta; Mamiellophyceae; Mamiellales; Bathycoccaceae
Exons: 2
Coding region: 13-2787 (924 amino acids)
Biological process (GO): proteolysis
Molecular function (GO): zinc ion binding; metallopeptidase activity
Source: RefSeq, a predicted model, not a curated record